AAACCUUAAAAAUUUAAAGGGAGGAUCAGAGAAAACAAAAGAAUCGGAGGGUCUAUUGGCGAAGAAUGGUUUUGCUCUACGAACGCUUCAACGGCAUAAUUUGCCGGCCAUCAAAACCUAAAAAAUGCUUCUAUCUGUUUGCCUCCUCCGAUCUCUCUCUCGAUUCCCUAUUUUUUCUCCAUUUUCAAUGGCGUAUUGAAGAACAAGAAAGAAUUAAGAGGAAGCACAAGAAGAAGUAUUAUUGGCAUUAGAGGACGGGUUGUGUUUUGAUCAGAAGGACGGUCCUCAGGUGAAAGAUCUGAGGCUUUUUUUUUUUUUAAACUUCAUUUUAUAUUAUUAAUUAAAAAAAUCAGCAAUCUCCACAUAAAAAACGAAAGAAAAUAAAAAUAAAAAGAAAUGAGCGCUUCGAGGUUUAUCAAGUGCGUUACUGUCGGUGAUGGUGCCGUUGGUAAAACUUGCCUCUUGAUAUCUUACACCAGCAACACCUUCCCUACGGAUUAUGUGCCAACUGUGUUCGACAAUUUCAGCGCAAAUGUGGUCGUCAAUGGGAGCACUGUUAACCUGGGUUUGUGGGAUACUGCUGGGCAAGAGGAUUACAAUAGAUUAAGACCUCUAAGUUACCGUGGAGCUGAUGUUUUCAUUCUGGCUUUCUCUCUCAUUAGCAAGGCCAGUUAUGAAAAUGUAUCUAAGAAGUGGAUUCCAGAGUUGAAACAUUAUGCACCUGGGGUUCCAAUUGUUCUUGUUGGAACCAAGCUUGAUCUCCGGGAUGAUAAGCAGUUCUUCAUAGACCACCCUGGUGCUGUACCCAUCACUGCAGCUCAGGGAGAGGAACUGAGGAAGCUGAUUAAUGCACCUGCUUACAUUGAAUGCAGUUCGAAAACACAGGAGAAUAUCAAGGGAGUUUUUGAUGCAGCUAUCAGAGUUGUUCUUCAGCCACCCAAGACGAAAAAAAAGAAGAAUAAAGCGCAAAGAGCCUGUUCCAUAUUGUGAUUGAAAUGAGGAAGUUGCCUCUUUGCGUACCAUAUUCCCCAUUUUUCCUUCUCAUUGCUGUUAAAAAGAAGCUCAAUUAUUGUCCCAACAGAUAAAUUAGGAUCUCUGUGAAGACUCGGGUGGUUUGCUAUUGCUUUCUUGGAUUAUUGCGGAUGUGUAAUUGUUGAAUUCAGUUGUGCAAUGGCCCACCUCCUUCUCUUAUCUCCCGAUUUUGAUAUGUUUUAUGCAUUAAUUGACUGGAAUAUCCCAGUUAGGAAAACAACCUUGCCUUGCAUAGAUUAUAUCUAUUAGCGUAUCAUUUCAAGGGCUUGGCAGUGUUGUGCUCUCAAUUUCAUGCUCAGUUUAUCAGCAGCUUGCUAGUUUCCGAUACAAAUUGUAGGAUCCUUCCUUCAGAAUCUUUUUAUUUUUGUCACUAUUCAUAAUUUUUUUGCUUGGUGCAAAUAAAUAGUUGAAAACUAUUUUGGUUGAA
Messenger RNA from Manihot esculenta (cassava), 1459 nucleotides. RefSeq names its product rac-like GTP-binding protein ARAC1. Gene Ontology annotation, biological process: cortical cytoskeleton organization; regulation of cell shape; actin filament organization. Bases 397 to 990 code for a protein of 197 amino acids. The transcript is spliced from 8 exons. Gene Ontology annotation, cellular component: cytoplasmic vesicle; nucleus; cell projection. Lineage: Eukaryota; Viridiplantae; Streptophyta; Magnoliopsida; Malpighiales; Euphorbiaceae. Gene Ontology annotation, molecular function: GTP binding; GTPase activity; protein kinase binding. The record is from RefSeq and is a predicted model, not a curated record.